AUGGUCGCCGCAACGAACUCUUCCGCCGCCACAACGCCCUUCCCCGACCUCGACGACCCGUCCCAGGUCGAGGAUUACCUCAAGGACAGGCGCGUCAUCGGCUACGACCCCCUCAUCCAGCCCGCGCUUCUGCGCCAUGAAAUAGUCUCUUCGCACAAGGGCACCGAGACCAUCGCGCGCGCACGCUACACCGCCGCGCGCAUCAUCGCAGGCCGCGACGACCGCCUCAUCGUCGUCGUCGGCCCCUGCUCCAUCCACUGCACAAACCAGGCCAUCGACUAUGCCACGCGCCUCAAGAGCAAGCUCGCCGACUGGCCCAACCUCCACAUCAUCAUGCGAGCCUACUUUGAAAAGCCCCGCACGACCGUCGGCUGGAAAGGCCUCAUCAACGACCCCGACAUCGACGGCUCCUUCAAGAUCAACAAGGGCCUCCGCACCGCCCGCCAGCUCCUCUGCGACCUCACCGACAUGGGCGUCCCCGUCGGCUCCGAGCUCCUCGACACCAUCUCUCCCCAGUACAUCGCCGACCUCAUCUCCUGGGGCGCCAUCGGCGCCCGCACCACCGAGUCCCAGCUCCACCGCGAGCUCGCCUCCGGCGUCUCCUUCCCCAUCGGCUUCAAGAACGGCACCGACGGCUCCGUCGGCAUCGCCGUCGACGCCAUGCGCGCGAGCAGCAACCCGCACGCGUUCAUGGGCGUCACCGAGCAGGGGCUCGCGGCCAUCGUGAAGACGAGAGGCAACGCGGACGUGCACGUCAUCCUGCGCGGCGCGAACAAGGGCCCCAACUACGAGCGCGAACACGUCCGCGCCGCCGCCGAGGCCAUAGAGAAGGCGCGCCCCGGCCGCCUCGGCGCCGUCAUGAUCGACUGCUCCCACGGCAACUCGCAAAAGAACCACAACAACCAGCCCAAGGUCCUCGCCAACAUCUGCGAGCAGCUCCGCGCGGGCGACCGCAACAUCGUCGGCGUCAUGAUCGAGUCCCACAUCAACGCCGGCCGCCAGGACGUCCCCGCCGAGGGCCCCCAGGCCCUCAAGUACGGCGUCUCCAUCACCGACGCCUGCGUCGACUGGGAGACCACCGUCGACAUGCUCAACAAGCUCAACGAGGCUGUGGCGCAGCGACGCGAGACCCUCAUCGCGCAGGGCGUCCUCCGCCCCAAGGCAUCGCACAUCUCGCGCUCCUCAUCCUCGCUCAGCUCGCUCGACGGCAUCCGGGAGUAA
Gloeophyllum trabeum ATCC 11539 is the source of this 1221-nucleotide messenger RNA. RefSeq names its product 3-deoxy-7-phosphoheptulonate synthase. Bases 1 to 1221 code for a protein of 406 amino acids. Lineage: Eukaryota; Fungi; Basidiomycota; Agaricomycetes; Gloeophyllales; Gloeophyllaceae. Gene Ontology annotation, cellular component: cytoplasm. The transcript has 4 exons. The record is from RefSeq and is a predicted model, not a curated record. Gene Ontology annotation, molecular function: 3-deoxy-7-phosphoheptulonate synthase activity. Gene Ontology annotation, biological process: aromatic amino acid biosynthetic process.